GUUCUCAAACUUGUGGAGGAGUACCUCCCGAAAUUUGACAUCUACAACUGCGCAACCGCACUCCACAAGUGUGGGUUAAAUUCGCGGGAUGAUGAGCUGGCGACCAGGCAAAUUCAGUCGGAUCCCAACUUCAUCCGCCUUUUCUCUGCCACGAAGAAGCGAGCUCUGGAGAUCGACUCCAUCGCUCGUGUGGAGCCUCGCGUGCUCGCCUCCAUACUUUGGGCCUGCGCCCGGCUCAACAUCUACGACAGUGAGCUGACAACGGCCAUUGCUGCAGAUGCGACCAACCGAAUGAACCAGUACUCGCCAUCGUACAUUGGCCUGAUCAUGUGGGCUUUGGGCUAUUCUGGUGUCCGGCCAAGGCCCAGCUUCAUCAAAGCCGUGAUCGCUGAACUGCAGGGCCGACCAGAUUUCGAUUCCCACACUUGCAUGAUGAUCACUUACAGUUGCAUGCGAUUGGGCAUUCGAGACAAGCGCGUGAUGGAAGCUGUAGGACAAGAAGUCAUGAACUCCGGCUUGGAAAUGGCUGAGCCCUUGGAGGUGGCCAGCUACUGCUACGCCUACGGCAAGCUAGAGUACUGGGAGAAAGGAGCCAUCUCAGUUAUCGCAGACCGCGUUCUGGAGACGAUGGGGGACUUUUCGCCGCGAAUGUUCAGCAUGGCGGCACUAGGCCUCGCGUCUGCUGCAGCGGUCUUGGAAGGCUUUGACACCACCAUGGACAAGUUGAAAGUGAUGAUCGAAGACCGCCUGGUCGAAUUCAACCAUCGAGACAUUUCAACCAUCGCUUUUGCCGUGGGCAAGUUCAGCCAGAACUCUCUGGAGAGGAGGAUGGCGACUGAAG
This is a messenger RNA of Symbiodinium pilosum, 841 nucleotides long. The record is from the annotation of a GenBank genome assembly. Lineage: Eukaryota; Dinophyceae; Suessiales; Symbiodiniaceae.